Messenger RNA from Morone saxatilis (striped sea-bass), 1120 nucleotides. Its product is annotated as somatostatin receptor type 2-like. Bases 8 to 1120 code for a protein of 370 amino acids. The transcript has a single exon. The record is from RefSeq and is a predicted model, not a curated record. Gene Ontology annotation, molecular function: neuropeptide binding; somatostatin receptor activity. Gene Ontology annotation, cellular component: neuron projection; membrane. Gene Ontology annotation, biological process: cellular response to glucocorticoid stimulus; neuropeptide signaling pathway; cellular response to estradiol stimulus. Lineage: Eukaryota; Metazoa; Chordata; Actinopteri; Moronidae.
AAGUAUCAUGGACUCCUGGAUCUUCCCCUCAUCCCCUCCAAACCUGUCGGAGCACCUCAUGUAUGAUAGCUUCGUGCAGGGCAAUGAGUCCGACCUCCGUGGGAACUACACAGACCACAGCUUCAACAAAACCAGCACGGUGGUCAUCACCUGCCUGUACUUUCUUGUUUGCACUGUGGGGCUCUGUGGAAACGCCCUUGUCAUCUAUGUCAUCCUGCGCUACGCCAAGAUGAAGACAGUUACCAACAUCUACAUCCUCAACCUGGCAGUGGCAGAUGUGCUCUUCAUGCUGGGCCUGCCAUUCAUCGCCAUCCAGCUGGCGCUGGUCCAUUGGCCAUUCGGUCCUGUGCUCUGCAGGGUGGUGAUGACCGUCGACUCCCUGAACCAGUUCACAUCCAUCUUCUGUCUGAUGGUCAUGAGUAUCGACCGCUACCUGGCUGUGGUGCAUCCCAUUAAGUCCACAAAGUGGCGCAAGCCACGCAUGGCCAAGACUAUAAACAUAGCAGUGUGGGGGGUGUCGCUGAUGGUUAACCUGCCCAUCGUUAUCUACAGCGGCCUCAUCACGAAGCACGACGGUUGUUUCUGCACCAUCGUGUGGCCUGAGCCUCAAGAGGCCUACUACACAGCGUUCAUGUUCUACACUUUCAUCCUGGGCUUCUUCCUGCCCCUCAUGGUCAUCUGCCUUUGCUACUUGUUCAUCAUCAUUAAGGUGAAGUCCUCGGGCAUCCGUGUGGGCUCGUCCAAGAGGAAGCGCUCAGAGAGGAAGGUGACUCGAAUGGUGUCCAUCGUGGUGGCAGUGUUUGUCUUCUGCUGGCUACCUUUCUAUGUUUUCAACGUCACCUCGGUGACGGGUACCAUCAGCACCACUCCCAUCCUGAGAAGCACCUUUGCUUUUGUGGUCGUUCUAGGAUACGCCAACAGCUGCGCCAACCCCAUCCUCUACGCCUUCCUGUCUGAGAACUUCAAGAAGAGUUUCCAGAAUGUUCUAUGUCUUAAGAAGGUGGGUGGCCUGGAUGAGGUUGAUCGUAGCGACAGCCGACAGGAUAAGUCUCGCAUGAUGAAUGACCCCACAGAAACCCAAAGUACUCUGCUGAAUGGUGACCUGCAGACCAGCAUCUGA